UGUUGUUGCCGUGGCCGCGGCCGCAGGACGGGCACGGGCGCGGCGCGGCUCCGGAUCCCCCCCCCCCAGAAUCGCGCACCGUCCGACCGGGGGGCGCGGCGUGACGUCAGCACGGUGACGUAACACCAGCCCCCCGCUUCCCCGGCUCGGGGGGGCGGCGGCGGCGGCGAAACCCCCCCAAAACCCCCAACCCCCCCCCCCGAGACCCCGCCCCAACAUGGCGGCGGCGCCGGGGGGCGGGGCCUCGCCGGGGGGCGGGGGCGGAGCCGCGCUGGAGGAGGAGUGCGAGGUUGUGCGCGUGCGUGUCAAGAAGAACGAGGGGCAGCAGCCGCCCGAGUUCCGCUCGUUUGCCGUGGACCCGCAGAUCACGUCGCUGGAUGUGCUGCAGCACAUCCUGGCCCGGGCCUUUGACCUGCAGGGGAAGAAAAGCUUCGUUCUGAGCUUCGCAGCGCAGAACGGGCAGGGCCAGGACACCUUUGUGCCUCUGCUGAGCGAUGGUGACCUGGCCAACGCCUUCACCUACGCCCGGCCCACCCUGAGGCUGCGCCUGGACGUCAGGAACCCCCCUGACAGCCCGCUGCUGGAGGACUGGGACAUCAUCAGCCCGCGGGAGGUGGCGGCGGUCGAGCCGGUCCCCGAGCGCCGCUCGCUGCUGGCGGCGGCCCUGCCCUUCACCCAGGCACUGCUGGCACAGGUGGGCCGGACGCUGGCGCGGGCACAGGCGGCCCUGGCGUGGCCCGAGGGGACCCCGGCCGUGUCCCCGCCCCCUCCCCCGCCCCCACCCUGUGCCCCCCUGAGCGAUGCUGACCUGAGGUCGUACCUGGGCCCAGGUGGGCGCCUGCUGCGGCCCCAGGACCUGCGGCUGCACGUCUUCCACGGCGGCGUCGAGCCCGGCCUGCGCAAGGUGGUCUGGCGUUACCUGCUGAACGUGUUCCCCGCCGGCCUGACGGGCCAGGAGCGCCUGUCCCACCUGCGCCUCAAGGCGGCCGAGUACUCCUCCCUGAAGGUGGCCCUGGCGGCCCGCGCCGCGCCGGCCGAGCUGGCCCAGGUGGCCGCGGCGGUGCGCAAGGACGUGGUGCGCACGGACCGCGCCCACCCGUACUUCGGCGGCCCCGAGGAGGGCCACCCUCACCUGGCGGCGCUGCAGGCGCUGCUGACCACCUUCGCGCUGGGCCACCCGCGCCUGUCCUACUGCCAGGGCAUGUCGGACGUGGCGGCGCCGCUGCUGGCCGUGCUGGACGACGAGGCCCAGGCCUUCCUGUGCUUCUGCUCGCUGAUGCGCCGCCUGGCGCCGCGCUUCCGCCCCGGCGGCCGCGGGCUGGCCCGAGCCUUCGGCCACCUGCGGCGGCUGCUGCGGCGCGCCGACCCCCCGUUCUGGGCCUUCCUGGCGGCGCGCGGCGCACACGACCUGCUCUUCUGCUACCGCUGGCUGCUGCUGGAGCUGAAGCGCGAGUUCGCCUUCGAGGACGCGCUCAAGGUCCUGGAGAUCACCUGGAGCUCGCUGCCCCCCGCGCCGCCCCCGCCCCCCGAGGGGGUCCCGCUGCUCGGAGCCCCCCUGGGAGCCCGCAGGGCCGGCCGGGGGCUGAGGGAGCGCCGGGGGCUGCGGCCGCGGCCGCCCAGGAGGAGGAGGAGGAGGAGGAGGAACGUGGAAGAGGAGGAACGUGGAGGAGAAGGUGCUGGAGGGGUCACGGAGGGUUCUGGUGGUGGCUUUGGGGGUCUCAAGGGUUCCAGUGAUGGUCCUGAGGGUCCCAAGAGCUCCAGCGAUGACCCAGGUGGUCCCACCAGCUCCAGUGGUAGCCCUGGGGGUCUCAAGACUUCCAGUGAUGGCCCUGAGGGUACCAAGAGCUCCAGAGAUGUCCCCAACAGUCCCAAGAUCUCCAGCGAGCUCUUUGAGAGUCCCAAGAGCUUCAGCGAUGUGCUAGAAGGUUCCAGGGGCAUCCAGGAGGGUCCCAAGAGCUCCAGUGAUGUCCCCGACUGUCUCAGGGACAGCCAGAAGGGUCCCAAGAGCUUUAAGAACGUCCAGGAAGGUCUUGAGAGCUCCAGCGAUGUCCCCAAAGGUCACAAGAGCUCCAGGAAGGUCCAGGGGAGACCCCCCAGGGAUGCUGGGGGAGCCCCCGAGGGCUCCAAGCACUCGGAGCCGGGUGGCCCCAGGAAGGUGGAGGAAGGCACCGACGCCCUGGAGAUGGACCAGAGACCCCACAGCCUCUGCUGGGGGGCUGGAGAAGACCCCAAAAAAGGACAGGAUGACCCCAGAGAGGGACAUGAUCCAAGAGGACGAGAUGACCGCAGAAAAGGACGAGGUGGCCCCAGAGAGGGAUUUGACGACCCCAAAGAGGGACUCGAUGACCCGAGAGAAGGACGAGAUGACCCUGGGAUGAAUCGUGGUGACCCCAGAGAGGUUGAUGGUGAUCUCAGAGAAGGACACAACUUCGGAGAAGGCCACAGCCACCCCAAGGAUGCCCACCAUGACCCCAGGGAUGGCUACCAUGGCCUCAAGGAUGGCCGUGAUGACCCCAAGGAAGGAUGCGAUGACCCCAGACACGGCCACGAUGACCUCAAGGAUGAGCACCAUGACGCCAAGACCACCCACAACAACCCAACCACCCCCGAAGACCCUUGGGGCGGCCGUUGGGCUUGGGAAGACCCUUCCUCUUCCUCCUCCUCCUCCUCGUGCUCCUCGGGCUCCUCCUCCUCGGACGAGGAGGUGACGGUGGAGGACGACGGGGCGCCGCUGCCACCGCCAGAAGAGCUGGGCCAGGGGAACCCGUUCCUGCUCUUCGUGUGCCUGGCCAUGCUGCUGGAGCAGCGCGAGGCUGUCAUGGCGCGGGCCGGCGACUACAACGAGGUGGCCAUGCACUUCGACCGCCUGGUGCGCCGCCACCACCUGCCGCGCGUCCUGCGUCGCGCCAAGGGGCUCUUCGCCAGGUACCUGGAGGGGUGGGGGGCCGCCGCGCCGGGGGGACCCCAAACGGGAUCUCCUUCAGGCUAGGGGAUGCCCUCAGGAGCCCCGUCGGGGUAGGGGAUGUGGGGGGGGAGAGAGGGUGGGAACAUCAAGGCCACCAUAGGGAGGUCUGUAGGUCAAGAUGGUGACCCCAUAGAACAUCUCAGGGUGGUCCUGAGGUCAUCAUGAGAGGCUCCAAAGUCACUGGAGGUCUGUAGGACAAGGUGGUGACCCCAUAGAACAUCUCAGGGUGGUCCUGAGAUCAUCAUGAGAGGCUCCAAAGUCACCAGAGGUCUGUAGGACAAGGCGGUGACCCCAUAGAACAUCUCCAGGAGGUGCUGAGGUCACUGUUGGCAGCCUUGGACACUGUUGGAAUCCAUAGGACAAUGUGGAGAACCCAUAAAAUACCUCCCUGAGGUCAUCAUUGGGACCUCCUGGUCACACUGUGGGUCUGUAGGUCAAGGUGGUGACCCCAUGGAACAUCUCAAGGAGGUCCUGAGGUCAUCAUGAGAGGCUCCAAAGUCACUGGAGGUCUGUAGGAUAAGGUGGUGACUCCAUAGAACAUCUCACAAUGGUCUCGAGGUUACCAUGAGGGGCUCCAAAGUCACUGGAGGUCUGUAGGACAAGAUGGAGAUCCCAUAGAACAUCUCCAGGGACCCCGUGAUCACUGUGGAGGUCUGCAGGACAACGUGGGGACCCAUAGGACAAUAUGGGGACACCGUAAAAUGUCCCCUUAAGGCCACCAUGGGGACUCUGAGGUCACUGGAGGUUUGUAGGACAACGUGGUGAGCCCAUGGAGGAUCUCCAAGAGGUCUUGGGGUCACCGUGGGGACUCUGGUCGCUGUCAGGGUCUGUAGGAGAACGUGGGGACACCAUAAAAUGUCCCCGUGAGGUCACCGUGGGGGUCUGUAGGACACUGUGGGGACACCACAGACCCCACGUGGGGACAGGUGGGUCCUUUUGGGGACCCCAAGGCCACCACAGGGUCCCCAGGGCCACCCUGGGGUCAGCAGGGACCCCCAGACCUCCCCAUGACCCCCCCCGUGGCACCAGAGACCCCUUCCAGUAUGAACCAGUACAGCCCAGUGCCUCCCUGCUGGGUUCUGCACCACCGUGGGACAUCCCAGUAUAAACCAGUAUGAACCAGUAUGAACCACUGCAACAUCCCGGCUGGGAACUCCUGCAUCUGCCUUGCCUUGGGCCGGACCAGUAUGAACCAGUAUGAACCAGUAUGGAGCAGGAAACGGCUGGGAGCCCCACGUGCAUCGCCUUGUGCCGGACCAGUACAGACCAGUAUGGACCAGUACGGACCAGUGCCUUGCCAUGGCCUUCAGCCAUCCCAGCACGCACCAGUAUGGACCAGUAUGGACCAGUCCGGCAGCCAAACUGGGAGCUCUUCACCGGCGUGGCCUUGCGUCCUCCCAGCAUGGACCAGUAUGGACCAGUACAAACCAGUACAAACCAGUCCAGAGCUCUCUUCACCCCCGUGGCCUUGCGUGCUCCCGGUACGGACCAGUACAGACCAGUAUGGACCGGUAGGGUGCCCCCACUGCUGUGUUGAUGCCCAUAGGCCUUCUCCCAGUAUGGACCAGUACAAACCAGUUCCUGCCCCCCACCCUGGGUGCCUUCUCCCCUCCCCCCCCCUUAUUUAUUGCCCCUCCCCCCCCCGGUUGGGGGGGGGGUCCCGGGGGGGUCCCAGAGGUGCCGGAAUCGCCAAUAAACGAUGCCUGUUACUGGUGUGGCUCCCAGUAUGGAUUGGGAGGGACUGGGAGGGACUGGGGGCUCCCAGUAUGGACUGGGAGGGACUGGGAGAGAGUUUGGGGCUCCCAGUAUGAACUGGGAAGGGGUUUGGGACUCCCAGUAUGAACUGGGAAGGGUUUGGGGCUCCCAGUAUGAACUGGGAAGGGUUUGGGGCUCCCAGUAUAGACUGGGAAGUGGUCGUGUUGUCCCAGUAUGGACUGGGAGGGGUUGG
Messenger RNA from Vidua macroura (Pin-tailed whydah), 4913 nucleotides. It is a transcript of the gene TBC1D25, whose product is annotated as TBC1 domain family member 25. Lineage: Eukaryota; Metazoa; Chordata; Aves; Passeriformes; Viduidae. Gene Ontology annotation, biological process: activation of GTPase activity; regulation of autophagosome maturation. Gene Ontology annotation, molecular function: GTPase activator activity. The record is from RefSeq and is a predicted model, not a curated record. The coding region runs from base 218 to 2989 and encodes 923 amino acids. Gene Ontology annotation, cellular component: autophagosome. The transcript is spliced from 6 exons.